AUUUCUGCUUUCCGCCGGACUCCCGGGGGAAAAUGAAGCUAUGGCAUCUUCGACGAAGAACCAUUUCGAAUCCGAACUUUAUCUCAACUAGCUACUUCUGCACCAGCAAUCCAUGCAGACCUGAUAAUGACGAAAAAGAUAGAGAUUCCCACAUCGUCGGCGUUCUCGAAACCAUCGUACGAGGAAAACAAAGCUGGAGAUCAGCUUUCAGCAAUCCCUCUCUCUCCGCUUCAAUUAGGACCCGCCAUGUGGAGCAAGUGUUAGUUCGAACCGUUGACGACUCCAGGUUAGCUUUGAGGUUCUUCAACUUCCUGGGGUUGCAUAGAAAUUUUGACCAUUCAGCCCUGUCCUUCUGCAUUCUAAUCCAUUCGUUGGCCAAUGCUAAUCUUCAAUGGCCCGCUUCUUCACUUCUGCAAACGUUACUGUUUCGCGAGUUGGAGCCGAGGCAGGUUUUUGAGGUUCUCUUGGACUCGUCCCGCUUGGGCAGAUUUAGCUCUAGCUUGGGUUUCGAUCUAUUGAUUCAGAAUUAUGUGGCCAAUAAGAGGAUGGCCGAUGCUGCUUUGGUUUUUAGAUUGAUGAAGAGCAGCAGCUUAUUUCCAGAAGUUAGGACUCUGGGUAUGCUCCUGAAUGGGUUUGUGAAGAUUAGGCAAUUUGAGACGGUUCUGCUUUUGUAUGAUGAGAUUGUGAAUGCUGGAAUUAUACCUGAUGUUUACAUUCACACAGCAGUUAUUAGAAGCUUGUGUGAACUGAAGGAGUUCGUUAGAGCAAAGGCGAUGAUUCAAUGGAUGGAAAAAGAGAGAUUGGAGGUAGGUAUAGUGGGUUAUAAUGUUCUCAUUCAUGGGUUUUGCAAGUGCCAGAGAGUUUGGGAAGCUGUUGAGAUUAAGAAUAGUUUGACUCAAAAGAAUCUAACCUCUGAUGUGGUUACUUAUUGCACGUUAGUACUUGGGUUGUGUAAAGUGCAAGCAUUUGGUGCUGGUCUAAUGAUGAUGAAUGAAAUGAUUGUUUCCGGGUUUAUUCCGAGUGAAGCUGCAAUUUCAAGCCUUGUUGAGGGUUUGAGGAAAACCGGGAAGAUCAGGGAUGCUUAUGAUCUGGUAAAUAAGGUUGGUGAAGUUGGGGCAGCACCUAGUUUGUUCGUGUAUAAUGCAUUGAUCGAUUCCUUGUGCAAAAAUGGGAAAUUCAAUGAGGCUGAAUUUCUUUUUGCAGCCAUGAGAAUGAAGAGCUUAUGUCCAAAUGAUGUAACUUAUUCUAUUUUGAUUGAUUCAUAUUGCCGAAGGGGGAAGGUAGGUACUGCUAUUCAAUCUCUUAAAAGAAUGAUUGAGGCGGGAGUAAAAAUCACAGUCUAUCCGUACAAUUCUCUAAUAAAUGGUCAUUGCAAGAUUGGCAAUCUGAAUGCAGCGUGGUCUUUCUUCGAUGAGAUGGUUAAUAUGGGUCUGAUACCCACUGUUGUAACAUACACGUCACUUAUAAGUGGACUCUGCAACAAUACAGACAUACAGAAAGCACUUAGGUUGUACCAUGAGAUGACUGGCAAGGGUAUCGCUCCAAAUAUUUAUACGUUCACUGCACUUGUACGCGGCUUCUGUCAAGCAAAUAUGAUGAAUGAAGCUGUCUGUAUGUUUCAGAGAUAUGGUGAAGUGGGAUGUUAUGCCAAAUGAGGUGACUUACAAUAUCCUGAUUGAAGGACACUGCAAGGAUGGGAACAUAACCGAGGCUUUUGUUUUGUUUCAUGAAAUGCUGAAUAAGGGUCUUGUUCCAGAUACAUUUACAUAUAGGCCUCUAAUUGGUGGCCUUUGUUCUACCGGUAGAGUUUCUGAAGCUAAGGAGUUUAUUGAAAGCCUUCAUAGAGAGCAUCGGAAAUUAAACGAGUUAUGUUAUGGUGCACUACUUCAAGGCUAUUGCAAGGAAGGAAGACUAAUCGGCGCUCUGAUUUCUGCUCGUGAGAUGGUAGAUCGAGGCAUUGACAUGGAUCUAGUUUGUUACUCAGUGCUUGUAGAUGGAACCAUGAGGAAGCACGAUAUUAAAACGUUGUUGGGUCUUUUAAACGAUAUGCGUAAUCAAGGAUUGAAGCCUGACAAUGUAAUGUAUACAAGCAUGAUUGAUGGUCAUGGAAAAAUAGGCAACCUUAAGGAGGCAUUGGGACUUUGGGAUAUAAUGAUCAAUGAAGGAUGCAUACCAAGUACAAUAACUUACACUGCCCUCAUCAAUGGUUUGUGCAAGUCGGGGUUGAUGGAUAAGGCUGUGCUUCUUUGCAAGGAAAUGCUGGCCGGCGGUUCUCUCCCAAAUCAUGUGACAUACACCUGUUUUCUCGACCAUCUAGUCAGGGAGGGAAACAUGGAGAAAGCUAGAGAACUUCACAACAUCAUGAUGAAAGACUUUGUAUCCAACACCGUUUCAUGCAAUAUUCUUAUCCGGGGCUUCUGUAGAUCAGGUAAGAUGGAAGAGGCAAUGAAACUUGUAGAUGGAAUGACUGAGGCUGGUAUUUUUCCUGAUUGCAUUACAUACUCGACGAUAAUAUACGAGUACUGCAGAAGGGGAAAUUUGCAGGAAGCCAUAGAUAUGUGGGGGAGUAUGUUAAGUAAGGGCGUGAAGCCUGAUACUCUAGCAUACAAUUUUUUAAUAUACGGUUGCUGUAUUGUCGGGGAAGUGGAGAAGGCAUUGGAAUUACAAGAUGACAUGAUGAGGAAGGGAAUGAGGCUGAAAUUAAGUACGCAUAGUGCUCUGAAUCAUGCGACUCAUCGUUUGACAUUGAGAGGAUAGGUUUGGUCAUCUCAAAAGUUUGACUUCUAUGUUGACAUGGAGUACUGUGCAGAAUACUCCACAUUCGGAGCCUUGACUUCUGACAAUUCCUCUUCCAGGGGACUUGACUCAUCAGCAACAGAUUGGUGGUAGUUCUGCUCCACCAAGGAACAUUCUCAUGGAAGCUGUUCUGAAAGUGGAUGUGGUGGAAUGUGGACAGGAUUAUGCAUGGAUCCUAAACUUUCUGAUGUUGAUAGGAUUAUGCAUGGAUUCAAAACUUUCUGAGGGGUGAGCCUGCAGAGGAUUUUUAUGCAAGCAACAUGUGGUUUCUAUCCUUGAAAAGACACGUUCCAGAAGAUCAAUGUCCUCGAAAGUUGAAGAUUGGAAUGACUGUAGACUCAAUGAAGCUGAUGUCGCAACUGGUGAAUUUAAAGUCAAAGAUAGUGAAAUUUGUUUUGGUGAUCAUAUUUCUUCUGGGAACCAUGGAUUGAUACUUAAGCUAGUUGCUACUUCUGCCAGGUUGCCUCAAGGAACUGACAUCCUUGCACAAAGACGCUCACUCUUCUUGUCAUGCUCUCUCUGCUGAGAGAUUUCUCGACACACAAGAUUGUGGCAACUGGUGAUCCAUUGCAUGUUAGUUAAUGUCACUGGACAACAGUUGAUGUUCAUUUGAUUUACGACACAAAAUGGUUCAGGAAGUUGAUUAGCUGGGAACAGGGAUCAACAGAUUGUCACUAAUUUUGUCGGCUGAUAAAUCUCCGGUACAGGCUUGAUGCAUCAAUCAAUUUCGACCAUUUGUGCUACUGGGGAUCUUAAACAAGUGUUGAACUGGGAGAUUGAGCAUUAUGUCACUGAGUAAUGCAGUUUGAAGCUGGAUUAGAAGACUGAAUUUAUCACCAGAGGAAGUGAUGUAAUGGCUAAAUGGCUUACUCUCUCAUCGAGCAUGGAUGGAUUUUGUCUCAUCGUCAACUUCCACCUAUACGUGUAUAGAGCAUUUGAUAUUUUGCUUACUGAGUUUGGUUUCGAUGAUAGUUAAAUUGAUGCAUUGUCAUUAAUACAUGCAUAAUAAUAUACGUGUAUAUAAGAAAAUUGGUG
Molecule: messenger RNA, 3831 nt
Organism: Linum tenue
Lineage: Eukaryota; Viridiplantae; Streptophyta; Magnoliopsida; Malpighiales; Linaceae
Source: the annotation of a GenBank genome assembly